Elaeis guineensis (African oil palm) is the source of this 1820-nucleotide messenger RNA. Its product is annotated as serine/arginine-rich splicing factor RSZ21. The record is from RefSeq and is a predicted model, not a curated record. Gene Ontology annotation, molecular function: RNA binding; zinc ion binding. Lineage: Eukaryota; Viridiplantae; Streptophyta; Magnoliopsida; Arecales; Arecaceae.
CGGUCCCGCUUCUAGGGUUUUACAGCCGCUAACUGCCCACAAACCCUAACCCUGGUUCCUAAAACCCCAAGGGGCUGUCUUCUCUGGCCACCGGUCUCGUCUGGUUGAUCCCACAAGAGUUGACAUCACUGUGAUAAAAUGUCUCGAGUUUAUGUUGGAAACUUGGAUCCGCGAGUCUCAGAAAGAGAUCUUGAAGAUGAAUUUCGAGAAUAUGGUGUACUUCGAAGUGUUUGGGUUGCUCAAAGGCCACCUGGUUAUGCGUUUGUUGAAUUUGAUGAUCGAAGAGAUGCAUUGGAUGCCAUCCGUGACUUAGAUGGGAGACAUGGUUGGCGUGUUGAGCUUUCUUAUAAUUCUGCGGGUGGUGGCGGUAGUCGUGGUGGACGUGGACGUGAUCAGGACAUGAAGUGUUACCAGUGUGGCAAACCUGGUCAUUUUGCACGGGAGUGUCGCUUGCGCAUUGGCUCUGGAGGAUUGGGAAGUGGAAGGCGUCGAAGCCCCAGCCCUCCUCGAUAUCGCAGGAGUCCAAGUUACGGGCGCAGGAGUUACAGUCCACGUGGAAGAACAUCCCUUAGUCAUAGCAGCUAUUCACCUUAUCGAGACCGGAGCUACAGUAGAUCACCAACAUAUUGCCGUCGUUAUUCUCCUUAUGCCAAUGGGAGUUACAGUCCACGUGGAAGAAGGUCCUCUCGUCGUCGUAGCCCUUCACCUUAUCCAAGCCAGAGCUACAGUCGAUCACCAUCAUAUCGCCGUCAAGAUUCUCCUGAUGGGUGUGUCACCCAAAACACAAGUGCCGUGUUGAAUAUGGGCCGGCGCCACAGUUAUUCACCUCGCCUCAGGUCACCAGUAUGUUACCGUGAAGAUUCUCCUCUUUCUAAUGGGUAAAUCAGGAUGGACACUGAAGUGGCAUUUGAAGUGCGUGAUGUUUUCUAUAAGAACAAAAUGAGUUCCGUCUGUUACUGUAGUCAUGCAAGGAACUUUGCCUUGUUAGACCAUCGAAAAUGUCCUUUGAUAAGUAUUUGGCUUCAGCAAAGUGGUUUAACUGCAAUGUGAAGCUUGUGGACUCCUCACCUUUACUUGAAAGCACUCUCCUCAGAAUGCUGGCAUUUGGAGAGGUUACCAAUUCUACUUUGAUAUAUAUUGUGCUUAUUCUCUAUCAUAAAUCUUGAAUAUUAUACUUCUGGAUGCAGUCUUGGAUUAAUUAUUCUGUUUGCCUUUGAAGUGAUGUUUAUUAAAGCCUUUUAACAAAGACAUGUACCUUUUUCUUUGUUGUGAGGUGCGGUUCUGCUAAAGCCUAAACAGCAGCACCUGUGGGAUCUUCCGCUCCUCAUUGACAUGGGUUUUCUGCAUCUCUGUGCUUACCAUUUCGCUCACACUACUUCACUCACCUGCGGAUAGGAGAAAAGCUCAGAAGUUUAGUAUGGCACUCACUCAGGCUGCCACCAACGAAACCUUAGUUAUGGCCUAUGACGUAGUUGCCUCAUCCAGCAUUUUGGGUAUGUUGGGGUGGCUUCAACAUGGUGGGGGCGCGUUGUUGUGCCUUGAUUCAGUCUCCCUCCUGUUCCACCAAAUGUUAACAUAAAAGACUGGUUUCAGGAUAGUAUGUGGAGCUACUUGGUUUUCCAAAACAAGAUUUGGAUGAACUUAUUUAAUUAUCGUGUAUGCAUGACUGCAUGAUAAGUAUUCAUGAGCUAGGUCUGGAGUUGGAUGGGAUAUAAUCAAAUAGCAUGCAUAUUGUAUCAGAAAAUGGCACUAUAUGGACAUCUAAUUGUUGUGAAUCUUUUCCUGAUAUGCUGAUAUGAAUACUCACUCAGACCUAUCUA